UUGGUCCCCGCUCCGAACAAGCGAGCCCGGGCCCGCCUCCCCGCCGCGAGCCGGGGUCCCCGGGGCGCGCCGGCCGCGCGCAUGGGAGGGGCCCCCCCUUGCCUGGCCUAGCCGGGCUGCGGGGGGGGGGGGGCGGCACCGGGAGGCACCAUGUGCUGAGACCAUUUUGCAUCUUCCCUGCAGAGCCCCAAGGGGCGGCGCAGCCCGGGCUGCCCCGGGGGGAGGCUUUUGUGUCGCCUUGGCCGCGCCCCCUCCCCCCGGUUCCUGGGGAAAUCCACCUCCGCAUCUUCCCCCGCGCCGCUCCCCUCCCUCCCUCCCUCCCCGGGUGUCGGUCCGUACAGGAGACACCGUCGUGUCUUCACGAUUAACCCCCUAGAUCCGCAGUGCGGGGCCGGAGAGGAACCCGGGGGUCCCCGGACCCUCCCGCUGCCCCGUCCCCACCCGGCCCGGCGCAGGCUCGCGGGGGAGAUUAAUCCGGAUUGAUUCUCCGGGGCGGGGGUGUGGAGGGAGUCGGGGGGGGGGAUCCUCGGCAGGAAGCAGAGGAGGAGGAGGAGGAGGCGUGAAGCGCUGGAGGAAGCCGGAGCUCAGGAUGUAGCCCUGCGAGGAGCCGCUCCCCGGCACGCCAUAAAGAUCCCACAAUGGGAACUCCUUUGACGUUCGCAAGACAGAAUGGACUCUGGCAUGGUCUCCCAUAGCUGUGUAUUGUCUCUUCAGGGCACAGGGCUGUGAAAGCUCACUUCUGUUACUAUGGGGACCCCGCAGGGAUCAUCCGGCAGAAUGAGGAAGUUCCGGGCAAGGUUCUGACACCAUGAAGGGCUACCAUGGGGAGCGCAGCCAAUCACAGAGCUCCACAGGGCACCCGUGUCACUGCAUCCCAGAGGACUCUGACCAGCCCCUGGACUACAUCCGCCACGGCCAGGAAUCCAGGCAGCCGUACCUCCUCAGCCCCAGUGAGCCUUGUUCUUUGGAUCACCGCUACUGCCCCUCUCGGAGCCCUGGGAUCCCCGCUGAGUGCCCAGGCGGGCCGAUGAGCCUGACCGAGCCACUCUCCGCCAGCAGCAGCAGCACCUUCCCCAGGAUGCACCACAUGCAGCAGCAGUACGACUCCUGUGACGAGUGCAUGGCGGCCACCCACCCCUCCAGCAAGAUCAACCGCCUGCCCCCCACCCUGCUGGACCAGUUUGAGAAGCAGCUGCCGCUGCACCAUGACGGCUUCCACACGCUGCAGUACCAGCGGGCCAGCACCACGGAGCAGCGCAGCGAAAGCCCCAGCCGCAUUCGCCACCUGGUCCACUCCGUCCAGAAGCUCUUCGCCAAGUCCCACUCCCUGGAGGCCCCGGCCAAACGGGAGUACAACGGCACCAAGAUGGAGGGCCGGGGGGAUGGGUACCACCAUCACCACCAGCACCACCAGUCCCGGCAUGGCAAGCGGAGCAAAAGCAAAGACCGCAAGCUGGACUCCCGGCACCGGCCCAAGAUGAUGGGCUGGUGGAGCUCUGACGACAACUUGGACAGCGACAGCAGCUACCUGGUGUCCGGCCGGCACGCCGUGGACCAGGGCACCCAGUACUGUGUGGAUGCUCCUGAAAGUGCCUUCAGAGACUUGACUUUGAAGAGUCUAAAAAGCGGGGGGGAGGGCAAGUGCCUGGCCUGCGCCGGCAUGUCCAUGUCGCUGGACGGUCAGACGCUGAAGAGGAGUGCCUGGCACACCAUGACGGUCAGCCAAGCCCGGGAGGCAUAUCCCAGCUCGGGAGGCAGCCAGGAGAAAGCCUUGGUAUUGCAGGAGGCAAAAGCCAAAGACAGAGGCUACCAUUACCUUCAGGUGCCGCAGGAUGAGUGGAGCAGCUACCCAGCGGUGGGGAAGGACGGCGAGAUCCCCUGCCGGCGGAUGCGGAGCGGCAGCUACAUCAAGGCCAUGGGGGACGACGACAGCGGUGACUCGGAGGCCAGUGCCAAGGUGUCUCCCAAGGGCUUGUUCCGGCGAGAUGGCUACCGCCGCUCCUCCAGCGUAGACCAGGCCAGGACUAAGUUUGCAAGUAGGCACUAUUCUGAUUCAUAUAUCUGUAACUGUCCCAGCUGCUGCACCCCGCCCAGAAUGCACCCUCGGGGACAGGGCUACGGACGCUCCUUCACCACCGGCCAGAUCAACGAGGAGCUGAACCACCAGUUUGAGGCGGUCUGCGAGUCCGUCUUUGGUGAGGUGGAGUCCCAGGCCGUGGAGGCGCUGGACCUGCCUGGCUGCUUCCGCAUGCGGAGCCACAGCUACCUGCGGGCCAUCCAGGCGGGCUGCUCCCAGGACGACGACUGCCUCUCGCUCUUCUCCAUGGCCGUCCCGCCCAGACCAGCCAUCACCAGCAGCAUCCUGAAGCCCAGCACCUCCUUCAGUUACAGAAAAGCGCCGCCUCCCCUCCCUCCAGGAAUCAAAGCCAAGCCGCUGAUCUCAGUCACGGCACAGAGCAGCACUGAGUCCACCCACGAGAGCUACCUCCCCAGCGAGGUCUCCCGGAGCCCCUCGUGGUCCAAAGAUGCCGCGGCUCGCUGCAACUCCACGGAGAGCUUGGAGAACUCCAAAGUGACGGCCAUCUCCUUGGAUCUGCCUCCCGUCCAGCCCCGGGGCUCUCCCAAGCCGUCCACACUCAUCAUCAAGGCCAUCCCGGGCCGGGAAGAGCUGAGGAGCUUGGCACGGCAGAGGAAAUGGCGCCCAUCCAUCGGAGUUCAGGUUGAGACUAUAUCUGAUUCCGACACAGAAAGCAGGAGCCAGAGGGAAUUCCACUCCAUCGGGGUGCAAGUGGAGGAAGACAAAAGGCGGGCCCGGUUCAAGCGCUCAAACAGCGUGACGGCCGGCGUGCAGGCAGACCUGGAGCUGGAAGGCUUCACGGGCCUGUCGGUGGCCACAGAGGACAAGGCCUUGCAGUUCGGGCGGCCCUUCCACCGGCACUCCUCAGAGCCAGACGCGUCCAGCCGGCAGUACUCGGUGUUCAAGACGGUGCACACGCAGGGCCAGUGGGCCUACCGGGAGGACUACCAGAUGCAGUAUGACACCGUGGAGGUGCCCCGGCGGGACUCCUGGAUAGACAGGGGCUCCCGCAGCCUCCCCGACUCUGGCAGGGCCUCUCCCUGCCACCGGGACGGGGAGUGGUUCAUUAAGCUACUGCAGGCUGAGGUGGAGAAGAUGGAAGGCUGGUGCCAGCAGAUGGAGCGGGAGGCCGAGGACUAUGACCUGCCGGAGGAGAUUCUGGAGAAGAUCCGGAGCGCCGUGGGCAGCACCCAGCUCCUGAUGUCCCAGAAGGUGCAACAGUUUUUCCGACUCUGCCAGCAGAACAUGGACCCUAAUGCGUUCCCCAUGCCCACCUUCCAAGACCUGGCUGGAUUCUGGGACCUCCUGCAGCUGUCCAUCGAGGACGUCAGCUUGAAGUUCGCGGAGCUUCAGCAGCUCAAGGCCAACGGAUGGAAACUCAUCGAGCCCAAGGAAGAGAAGAAGGUCCCUCCCCCGAUACCAAAGAAGCCGCCGCGCUCCAAGGUGCACCCAGUGAAGGAGCGCUCCCUGGACUCCGUCGACCGGCAGAGGCAGGAAGCCAGGAAAAGGCUCCUGGCAGCCAAGAGAGCUGCCUCCUUCCGCCAGAACUCAGCCACCGAGAGCGCAGACAGUAUCGAGAUCUACAUCCCCGAGGCGCAGACCAGGCUGUGACCGGAGCCCUGGCUUUUCUACCGCACUGUACAGAGAGUACAUAGCUCACUGUGAUGGCCGGGGAACCCCCGGGGCAGCUCUCGGCCCACUCACAGCUUCUCGACUUAUCGUCUACGAUUCAUGGAUCCGACGGUGAAUGAACACGAGCCUGGUUCUGUCCUGCCCUCGUGCCCCUCCCCGUGGGGCAGGGCUCUGCCCAGCCCUGCCUGCCCACAAGCCCCUUCCUGGCCUCUCCCCAAGCCCCUUGUCUGCCCUGAAGCCUUUUCUGCCCCCCAUCUCCCCUCCUUCUUACAGCUCCGUCCUGUCCCUUCCCUGCACCCUCCCUGGUGGCCACCUGUACCCUCCUUUCAGAGCUCUUUGUACCUUGCUCCUUGCAGCCCCCCUCCUCUGUGUGUCCCCCUCUCCCCUCCUCACGCCCCCCUCUUAUAUUGGAGAGGGAGGAGCCCCCCCAGCUCAGCUGAUGGGGGGGCAGGCAGGCCCUCCCCUGCACCUCCGUGUGUCCUCCCCCCAUGGUCGUGCCACCUUUAACUUCUCCCAUUUCCUCAAUUCAAUGCAAACAAAGCGUCUUGUGGGGGGAAGCGCCGCUGAGCUCCUGCCAAAGUCACCAU
This is a messenger RNA of Mauremys reevesii (Reeves's turtle), 4296 nucleotides long. RefSeq names its product DLG associated protein 3 (gene DLGAP3). The coding region runs from base 809 to 3688 and encodes 959 amino acids. The record is from RefSeq and is a predicted model, not a curated record. Gene Ontology annotation, cellular component: glutamatergic synapse; postsynaptic specialization. Gene Ontology annotation, molecular function: molecular adaptor activity. Gene Ontology annotation, biological process: signaling. The transcript is spliced from 12 exons. NCBI's taxonomy places the organism in Eukaryota, Metazoa, Chordata, Testudines, Geoemydidae.